Molecule: messenger RNA, 1195 nt
Organism: Epinephelus fuscoguttatus (brown-marbled grouper)
Lineage: Eukaryota; Metazoa; Chordata; Actinopteri; Perciformes; Serranidae
Gene: zar1l
Product: zygote arrest 1-like
Exons: 4
Coding region: 74-973 (299 amino acids)
Biological process (GO): translation
Cellular component (GO): cytoplasm
Molecular function (GO): mRNA base-pairing post-transcriptional repressor activity
Source: RefSeq, a predicted model, not a curated record
CUAAUUAGUGCAGCAAGAAGGCGACUGCUUAAAUCCCAACAGGAGCAACUUGGACUGGUUUCAUGGCUCCAGGAUGGAGGGGUUCCUGUCCACGUUUCCACCGUACACUGUCUGCGACAACCCGGUGUGCGCUCCUGCACCUCAGGAGGACAUCAGCUGGGUGAAGAGAGAGGGCCGCUUCAUGACCCCCCAGGGCCUCAACUACCUGGAGCUCUGCAAGGCCAUCCUGUCCCAGGUCACCCCCAGCUUGCCCCCUCCUCUCAAGAAAGCAAACACCAAAGAGUGCGGCGUGCAGGUGAACGCCAAAGUGGAUAAAAUCGUGCAGUGCUCGCUGGGUCCCAAAACGCUGUUCUGCGUGGACGGUGAACAUCCAAAGUCCCCCAAGAGUCCGGAGCUGUUCACACCGGACGGGAAGGCGCAGCACAUCACGCCACCGGUGAGCAACCUGCGCUUCCUCAGACCCGUCUCCAUCUACUCUCCGGUGUUUGACCGCAGGAUUGUAAUGAAUAAACUCUGCGAUGACGCUGGAAGUGAAGGAGAAGGAGAGUCUGCUGAACAAGCCCAGUCUGACAAGGAGGACGAGGCGGAUCACAGUGGAGAGGACACAGUAAAGGACUUCAAGACAACUUUCCACAGGUCCUCAAAGGGGUCCAACUUCCAGUUCCUGGAGCAGAGGUAUGGCUUUUUCCACUGCAAAAAGUGUAACAUCCGGUGGGAGAGUGCUUAUGUGUGGUGCAUCUCUGGAACCAGUAAGGUGUAUUACAAGCAGCUCUGCCGGAAGUGUCAGGUGGGGUUUAAUCCCUACAGAGUGGAGUCCAUCCUCUGCAAGGGCUGCUCUCAGACCUUCUGCAGCUGUGAGAAGAAGCAGAGGCACAUCAACAUGAAGAGGCCUCACCGCCAGGACCUGUGUUGUCGCUGCAAGGGCAUGAGGUUGUCCUGUGACGCCACCUACAGCUUCAAAUACAUUGUCUGAGCUGUUCUGCAGUUUCGUACAUGUCUCAGAUGUUAGUUGCCUCCAGUAACGGACAUUAAGAGAUUCAUAUAUUCUCCUUCCAGCGAGUAGAUGAAUCUCUGCUUUGGUUGUUUAUUUGAAGCAACUUCUCAGAAAGGCUCUUUUGUUUCCCUCCAUUAAUCCUGGAGCUUAACUUAAACAUGAAACUAUUUUCAUAACAAGAAAUGGAGUCUGUGAAAUAAA